Molecule: messenger RNA, 1739 nt
Organism: Ilex paraguariensis (yerba mate)
Lineage: Eukaryota; Viridiplantae; Streptophyta; Magnoliopsida; Aquifoliales; Aquifoliaceae
Source: the annotation of a GenBank genome assembly
AUGUUCCGAGCUCAGUCCACCUCCGCCUUUGGCACUCCAUCCACGCCUUCAUUCGCCACUGGCUUCGGUACAUCACUCCACAACAAAGCCAUGGUGGUUUUGGAUUUUCGACUCCAUUCGGUGCCGAGCAAGCACAAUCUACUCCGUUCGGCGAUUGUUGAUGCUUACAAGGUGGAGCCUGGAAACCCUAAUUAUGCGUUUAAGCAUUUGUUGUUCAGUGUGACAGAGCCCGAGAAUACAACUAAGCCAGCAGGUGAAUCAGACUGUUUUGAAAAGUUUGCUUAGGCGAGCGCCUAGACGAGAAGCGAAAGUUUAUUGCCUUUAGCACUCUAGGCAAAGCGAAUGUGACUGAAACGAGAAAAAAGCGAGCGCCUUGCACUUGGGCAAAAGGAGAGAAAGAGAGCACCUUAACUAUGCGAGGGUCAGACGACGAGUGUUGGCUGCUGCUGCUUCUUCAUUGCUGGUUAGAGAUGGCGACUGCUGCUGCUGUGCCUUGCUUGUUGGUCCAUACACAGGUUUGUCUCCUUUUUUCUUCUCUCUUCUGGUUCUCUUCUUCUCGUUUCUGGUUCUGGUUCUCUUCUUCUUGCAUACCUUGUGCACAUGUUUACGCCACUUUCAAAAACCACACUCAAUUUAACUAUUCACAAAUACACCCAAAAAUCAUAUAAUACCUUCAGACACCUGUUCUGAUGAUUACUCAAUGUAAUUUACAAAGCAAUAAAUACAACUAUGAUACCUUAACCAUGCACACAAAAUUGGAGCAACACUAUUAUUCGGAUGUAAAUGAAACCCAUUUGAGCAAUUACAAUAUAAAGAAAAUAACAAAUGUAUACUUUUCAGCUACCAAAGAGAGAGACUAAUAAAGCAAUGCCUUAAAAGAGACCCAUUGCUCCAAAUGAUGACAAUCACAACAUACCAUUGCUCCAUACAAUGUGCAGAAUUAAAAAAAUGAAUUACAAGAAUCACGAUUGUAUUAUUUUAAUUGCUGCAAAACAACAAACUUGUUAUUGGGAAAACAUAGUCGCAAGGCACCCGUCCGCGAGUAAAAUACAUACUUCUCCAAUAGUUAGGAAGAACAUUUGAAAUCAGACAAAAAAAAAGAAUCAAAAUAGCAAGAACAUAUGAAAUUUACCUCAACAAAUAAAAAAAUAGAUAAUUGAACAAUAGUACUAUGGCCAGCAGAAGGCCUUGUGGAAGUUGUUAGAGCAAAUGUAGGCUGAGAUAAGGGAGUUCAUAUGACAAUGUCUUUUGUGGGCAUUUGGUCGAACAGUUGGUGAGCAUGACCCACUAGUUUAGUGGCUUUGGCGUGUGGGAUCAAAGUGUACAUGAGCUGGUGGGAAAAAAUAGAGAGGGGAGUUAAUCAAUGCAUGUGAGUGUGUGCACAGAGGUGCGGGUGUGGGGAUGUGUUGUUCUGAAGGUAGGGGUUUGAUGGAUUGGGUUGGCUAUGGGGUGGCACCGUGGUAUAGGGUGUGUGUUGUGAGUUGGGGGAAGGGAGUGAAAUUUUGCGAGAGAAAGCAGAGGGUAUGUGAGGAAGACAAAUAGUAUGCAGACAGAGAGGAGGGUAAGUUCGAAGAUUACCUGUCGUUGGUGGUUCUCCAGAUGCUACAUCAUGGAGUAUCUGAUAAGAGAGAGAGACGAUCAAUGUUUCUCCGCCUAUCGAUGGGUGCUUCAGGGAUGGGAAAGAGAGAGAGACGGGGGUGGGAGAAAGAAGGGAGGUAGGUGGGUGGGAGUGGAGAGAG